Molecule: messenger RNA, 636 nt
Organism: Botrytis porri
Lineage: Eukaryota; Fungi; Ascomycota; Leotiomycetes; Helotiales; Sclerotiniaceae
Exons: 1
Coding region: 1-636 (211 amino acids)
Source: RefSeq, a predicted model, not a curated record
AUGGGUAACCCAAGACUCAAGACCGCCUUCGACGGAAUGGACGCGCCAAGACUCCGAGAACUCCUCAACAAGCUGUGUGAGAGUGGAAAGUUUACUGUUGAUGAUCCGAUGGGUAAAAUCGAGGUUGAUGGCCGCAACAUCGUUGUCUCGAAUGGAUUUAUCGACCUUACUCAAAGCGACGAUAGCGAUGGUAAAGACGAGCAAUACAACAAUGGCAGAGUUGGAAGUUACAAUGACGAAGACGACAACAACGAGGAAGAGCUUGCCAAGACAGAAGCAGACGAUGGAGAAGUUGCAAUCGUUGACGACGCAAGCUGGCGACAAGCUGUGAAAACAAACCAACAAGUGGGCAGAAUGGGAGAGCUAAAGAUAGAUCAAGCAGUUAGAAUAGUCAAAUCGGUGGAUCAACAGACAAACAAAGGCGACGACGAAGCAUCUAAGGACAAUGAGGGAUAUGAUGAGGAGGAAUUGGAGGCUGACUCAUGGGACAACUCUGAUGAUGACAACCAUGUGCCAGCUUUGCGAAAGAGUGAGAUCGAAGAAUUGCUGUCGCCAAAAAAGGAUUACUUAGAGGAGAUGUACGCUAAGAGGGAAAAAAGAUUGCGAGAUUGGUCGCUUCAAAGAAAAGAAAUCUGA